CCACGCUGACAGCUCUGCAGGUAAACAAAGAGAAGGCAUGUGAACCAAUACGACGUGAUAAAGCUCAGGGGGGUCUGCACACAAAUGCAGGAUGCACCCAUGUGCAUGUGAGCUAAACCCAUUGACAGAGAGGAGACAAGCCAGAGACAAAGAGCCAUGUCACAAAAGGAGCUGGAAGAUUACUGUCUUUUAUACAGUGGCCCGACCCACCAUGUCGAUUUCCUUGACUCCUUCAGGACAUUUUAUAAAGAAGGUCUCUUCACCGAUGUCACGUUGAUGAGCUCCUCCGGUAAGAUUUUUCAGUGCCAUAAGGCUGCUUUGGCUGCCUGUAGCCACUACUUCAAGGUAAUGUUCACAGCGGACAUGAAAGAAAAGUCCAACAGUCAGAUCAAGUUGUCUGGCAUCGAUCACUCCACCCUCGAAGCUCUACUGAAUUAUACUUAUACUGCACAGAUUAAGAUAACAACUAAAAACGUCCAAUGUCUUCUGCAAGCGGCUGACCAGCUCCACUUCGUAUCGGUCAAAGAGGCUUGUGAACAGUUCCUGGUGAGACAUCUGGAUGUUGACAACUGCUUGGGAAUGCAUUCUUUUGCCGAAUUUCAUGUGUGUCCGGCUCUGGAAAAGGAAUCUAGAAGAAUCAUUGUAUCUAGGUUUCAAGAAGUUUGGACUCAAGAUGAGUUUGUGGACAUUGGUGUUGAGAAGCUGCUGUAUAUCUUCUCUCAGAAGAACCUCAAUGUGUGGACGGUGGAGGCUCUUCUGCAACCUCUGGUUAGGUGGAUUGCACACGAUUCCAGGAAUCGCCUAGAACAUAUUUACAAACUGUUGAGAUGUAUUAAAGUUGACGUAGAUGAAAAUUAUCUCAGGAACUCUUUGGAGCUGCAUAAGAAGAACUUGCUCAAAGAAAAUAAGAUACACUCUUUACUCUGCUACGCUUUACGGACUAAAUCACAAGAAGUGCCCAAAAGAUCAACAGCCAACAUGUUUAUAGUUGGGGGCUACUACUGGCAUCCCUUAUCUGAAGUGCACAUCUGGGAUCCUAAGAGCAACCACUGGGUUCAGGGAGCAGACAUGCCUGAUCAUACCAGAGAGAGCUACAGUGCCGCCAGUUUAGGACCUCACAUCUACAUCACCGGUGGCUACAGGACAGAUAACAUAGAGGCGCUGAGCACGGUGUGGAUUUAUAACACAGAGACAGAUGAGUGGACAGAGGGGUGUCCGAUGCUUCACGCAAGGUACUAUCACUGCUCCGUCACACUGGAUGGCUGCGUUUACGCUUUAGGUGGUUACAGGAAAGGAGCUCCUGCCCAAGAAGCAGAAUUUUAUGAUCCAUUAAAAAAGGCCUGGUUUCCCAUUGCAAACAUGGUAAAAGGUGUGGGAAACGCGACCGCCUGUGUGCUGCGUGAUGUCAUCUAUGUCAGCGGAGGUCACUAUGGGUACAGAGGAAGCUGCACGUACGAUAAAAUUCAGAGCUUUCACGCGGACCUAAAUGAAUGGAGCGUCUUAUCUGUGUGUCCACACCCAGAGUAUGGACUGUGCUCCAUUGCACUACAGAAUAAGCUUUACCUGGUCGGAGGACAGACUACAACUACUGACUGCUAUGAUCUUGACAGCAAUCAGUGGGUCGAGUUGGCGCCAACUAUGGAGCGGAGGAUGGAAUGUGGCGCGAUUGUCAUGAAUGGAUUUAUAUACAUCACUGGCGGCUACUCCUGGUCUAAAGGCACCUACCUGCAGAGCCUAGAGAAGUACAAUCCUGAAUCUGACAAAUGGGAGCUGGUGGGAAAUCUUCCUAGCCCUAUGCGUUCCCAUGGAUGUGUCUGUGUAUAUAACGUAUAGGAACACGCAAUGAGUCUUGUAGCAAAUCAUCCAAUGUGAAGUCUAAGACGUCUGCUCAGGUCCAUGGGGUUAAACGGGUCCCAAACUAUUAGUCAACUGGCAUUGGUCAAAUACGUUGACUGGACUUAGUGAUCAAGGUGCCCUGCAUCCAGUCUGGCAUGCUGUGAACUCACUCUAGAAGGGAUUGUCCCAGAAUUUGAUAUUGAUGACCUAUUCUGGCCGAGCAGCUGGUUGAAGAGGCCGCAGUGCUCUGGUGAGCGCUGCGGCCUCCUCACAGCUUACCAAGCACAGCGCCGUACAUUGUAUAGUGGUUGUAUUUGGUAUUGCAGCUCAGGUCCAUUCACAGGAGUAGAACUGAACCGCCAAGGCCAUGUGACAGAAGAACCCAGGGUUGGACUGGCCCAUCAGAGUACCAGGUGGGCCCAAGCUCUGAC
This is a messenger RNA of Bufo bufo (common toad), 2267 nucleotides long. It is a transcript of the gene KLHL23, whose product is annotated as kelch like family member 23. The record is from RefSeq and is a predicted model, not a curated record. NCBI's taxonomy places the organism in Eukaryota, Metazoa, Chordata, Amphibia, Anura, Bufonidae. Gene Ontology annotation, molecular function: protein binding. The transcript has 4 exons. The coding region runs from base 157 to 1833 and encodes 558 amino acids.